AGCAACUAUACAUGGCUUCUCUGUGGGUGAAGCGCAAGUUUCUUGGAAACGGUUCGUAUGGCAAGGUUUUCUUGGCACAAUCCACGGCAUUGUUAGCCUACUACAAGUCACCGGCUUUGGUUCCCUUUGUUGCACUCAAAUCUUGUUUAGCAAGUCGAUCAUCGUCUCUGCGACUCGAGAGAGAUGUGUUUCGUGAACUUGGAGGCUGUGAUGGGAUCGUCAAGUGUUUCGGGUCCGGUGUGAGCGUUGAGAAUGGGGUAGAGUAUUUUGAUCUGGUUCUUGAGUAUGCGCCGGGUGGAAGCUUGGAACAACUUCUUCGAUUUCGAGGGGGGAGGAUGCCGGAGUUGGAAGUUGGAUGUUAUACGAGGAUGUUGCUUAAGGGGCUUUCUCAUGUGCAUGGGAAGGGGUGGGUUCAUUGUGAUUUGAAGCCGGCUAAUAUUCUUGUCUUUCCAUCGAAGCAUGGUGGUGGGGUGUUUAAGUGUUCUCUGAAAUUAGCGGAUUUUGGGUCGGCUAAGAGGGGUGGGGAAAUAAGUUGCGGGUUUGUGGAUCCGUGUAGUGGCCGUAAAAACCGAGGAACGUUGCUGUAUAGUUCACCGGAGUCCGUGGCGUUUGGAGAGCAUGAAGCACCGAUGGAUGUAUGGGCGCUCGGAUGCAUAGUGUUUGAGAUGCUUAUCGGGAAGGGUAUGUGGUCUAAUUAUCGCAGGUUCAGUGCUAGAGUUCUGGGAGAUCUGAUUGCUGGCUAUCAGGACAGCGGGUUGAUAUUCUGUGAUGAUUUGUCCGCCAAUGCAGAAGAUUUCUUGAGAAAGUGCUUGACGAGAAGUGCAGAAGAAAGAUGGACGGCUGAUCAGCUUCUGGAACACCCCUUCAUCACUGAGAGCUGUAAGAUGUUGCCACUGUCUCAAUCAGGCCAAACUCCGAAGAUCAUGGGCUACCGAAGGAUUCCAUUCAGUUCUUCUUUCGUCGUCUCAAAUAACCCUUCCGUUUUUGUUAAUUAA
Molecule: messenger RNA, 995 nt
Organism: Daucus carota subsp. sativus
Lineage: Eukaryota; Viridiplantae; Streptophyta; Magnoliopsida; Apiales; Apiaceae
Product: mitogen-activated protein kinase kinase kinase 20
Exons: 1
Coding region: 12-995 (327 amino acids)
Biological process (GO): signal transduction; protein phosphorylation
Molecular function (GO): protein kinase activity; ATP binding
Source: RefSeq, a predicted model, not a curated record